AUGAAGCUCGAUACCAGUAAUAUGCGGUAUAUGACUCCUGAUGACUUUCGUGUCCUACAAGCCGUUGAGCAGGGCGCAAGAAACCAUGAAGUUGUUCCCACAACGUUAAUCCACCAGCUCUCCGGAAUGAGAUCUUCGUCGGGCACCAACAGGUCGAUCGGAGAUCUUGCAAAGCUCAAAUUGGUUUCAAGAAUGAGAAACAUAAAAUAUGAUGGAUUCAGACUUACUUACAACGGAUUUGACUACCUGGGGCUGAAAUCUAUGCUGAACAGAGAUACCAUCUAUUCCGUGGGAAAUAUCAUUGGUGUUGGAAAAGAAUCAGAUGUAUAUAGAGUCAGCGGUAAAGAUGGGUCUGCCAGGGUUUUGAAAAUUCAUCGCUUGGGUCGUACUUCCUUCACCACCGUUAAGAAUAAUCGUGAUUACCUCAAACGCAACAAGUCAGGUAGCUGGAUGUAUCUUUCUCUUUUGGCUGCCACGAAAGAACACCAGUUCAUGUCGCUCCUUUAUUCGAGGGGCUUUUCUGUACCUGAACCCUUUGACAAUUCCCGCCAUAUGGUUUUAAUGCAACUCAUCGAUGGAUAUCCCAUGAGAAGGAUGCGCAGUCAUAAAAACUUGCCCAAGCUAUACAGCGAUCUGAUGUUAUUCAUCGUGAACCUUGCAAACCACGGUCUCAUUCAUUGCGAUUUUAACGAGUUCAAUAUCAUGAUUAAAGAAUCUAUCCAAGACGCAAAGGACUGUGGUUUUGUCGUGAUCGAUUUUCCGCAGUGUAUAUCGAUUCAACAUCAAGAUGCGGAGUACUAUUUCAAGAGAGAUGUUGAUUGCAUACGCAGGUUUUUCAAGAAGAAACUGAAAUAUGAACCUGUCGUUGACGAAUCGAUGGUCGAUCUAGACGGCUAUGGUGAUGGCUUCAAGUAUGCGUAUCCAGAUUUCAAGAGGGAUGUGAAACGAAGUGACAAUUUGGACGAGCUGGUCCUUGCUUCUGGUUUCAGCAAAAAGCACCCAAGCGACAAAAGGUGGGAGGAAGCUGCAGAGAAGAUGAGAGAAGAGCUCGAUGAACAAAGUGAUGGUGAGGUCUCCGACACCGUCGAGAAUUUUUCGAGCGAAGAUUCUUCAGAAUACUCUGACUACGACUCACAAGAGGAGGAGAGUUCAGACCAGGACGAUCUUGACGAGGAAAACGAGCGCAUAGUAGAAGCUCUUUCAAGUGGUGUGUCGAAUUUGAAGAUGGACAAUUUAGGCAACUAUAUUCUCGAGGAAUAA
Messenger RNA from Lachancea sp. 'fantastica', 1260 nucleotides. The record is from the annotation of a GenBank genome assembly. NCBI's taxonomy places the organism in Eukaryota, Fungi, Ascomycota, Saccharomycetes, Saccharomycetales, Saccharomycetaceae.